AUGUACGGUGUAAAAUUUACAUCCGAGGAAGAAAAUCAUUUUUAUGCUGUGUGGGAUGCCGAAGCAUGGCGGACAAUGCCCAUGCUCAAUGGAUCUCUUGAAGCUUGUCACCUAUUGCAUCAAGCAGGCUAUGAGCUUGUCUGUGUCACGGCGAUGUCUCCUCAAUUUACCGAUCAUCGUUUGGAAAAUUUUCGUUCACAUGGAUUUCCGAUCGAUCGAGUGAUCAGUACGGGUUAUGAUGGCGAAAAUCCGGGCAACAAUCCGAAGAAACAAGCAAUUGAAGAAUUACAUCCCGUGGUAUUUAUCGACGAUUCGAAACGAAAUUUCAAAGAUAUUCAAGGUGUACAUACCCGAUUCGUCUUUAUUGAUAAAUAUCAUGAUGAUCCGAAUCAACACUUGAACAUUUAUUAUGAUGUCAAAUAUCCAAGUCUUUUGGCUUUCGUCCAUGAUUUUCUCAAAACUGAAUAUGGGCAAGAAAUCGUCUGGCCAGAAAGACCUGCUUCCCUUCUCCCAUCUGUUUCAUGCUAA
Messenger RNA from Rotaria sordida, 528 nucleotides. The record is from the annotation of a GenBank genome assembly. NCBI's taxonomy places the organism in Eukaryota, Metazoa, Rotifera, Eurotatoria, Philodinida, Philodinidae.